Molecule: messenger RNA, 1151 nt
Organism: Cydia strobilella
Lineage: Eukaryota; Metazoa; Arthropoda; Insecta; Lepidoptera; Tortricidae
Exons: 6
Coding region: 157-1092 (311 amino acids)
Source: RefSeq, a predicted model, not a curated record
CGAAGAUAAUAAUAAUAGAUCUCAAUAGCGUACGAAAAAAUUCGAUUUUUAACUAGUGAGUGAAGUGAUAAUUAAGACUGAUAAGGAUAUGAAUUCGAUAGAUGGAUUAUUAAAGGGAAACGCGUGAAAUGUCAGGAGAUAAUUAGAGAGACAGCGAUGCUGUCGUAUAUGGUGCCAGUGGAGCAGAAGCCGCCGGUGGCGCCGGUAGCGCCGUCAGGCAAGUCGCGGCUGGCGUUGGAGCUGGCGGCGGCGCCCGGCAGCCCCGAGUCGGCGGCGCGGCGCGCGCUUAAGACCGCCAUCUCCAAGGACUCGUCCACCAGCUCGUUCGCCAGCGACCUCACGUUGUCCUCCUCCACGCCCACGGGUGCGCACGACAAGCCCAAACACAAGCUGCUCUCCAAUGGCACCAAACACACCUCUUUGAAGCGGGUCUCAUUCGGGAGUUCUAAGGGGUCUAUGGUGGAGACUCUGAUCUACGAGAGCCCCCUUCAAGAGGAGCCCGAGUGCAGUCCCCCGCCAAAGUUGCAGGAGACUGCGUUUCCUUACACCCCCGUGGAGGACGAUUCGGAGCGCGCCAAGGUCCGCGUUUCGUUCUACCAGGGCGCGCGCCCGCAGUGCCUGUCCCCGCCGCCGCCCGCCUCGCACGAGUUGUACGCGGCCCUGCUCGCGGCACACACCGACAUGGCGGACCACGCCGCCUACAACCGACAGAUCAGCACGGAGAGCGGUUGGGACAACCCGUUCCGGCCGGACGGCGACUUGAGCCGCGAGGCGGACGAGAUCGUGUCGCUGAUCAAGGGCGGGAAGCCCAUCACGCCCACACCCACUGCGCUGCCGCAGCUCGCGCCGUGCGAGGAGGAGGAGAAGCAGCACGCUAACAACCUCAGCGCAAAGCCCUCUUCGCCCCAGACGAAAGUAUCGAGUCCGGUGGUUUCGAGCACCCCGAAGGCGAACGGCACUAAGAACGGCGCGGCGGGCGAGCCGCGCGUGGGCGCCGUGGAGGUGAGCCGCGCGCCGCCGCCCGAGGCACAGCAGCCCGAGCACGUCACCAUCAAGAAGAAGCCCAAGUGCAAGUGCUGCGUGCUGCAGUAACCGCGCCCCGCGCCCCGCGACCCGCGCCCCGCGCCCCGCGCCCCGCGCCCCGCGCCCCG